AUUUAUUUCUUUACCGGAAGUUAGACCCAGCGUCCAAUUUCGUUCCACGGCACAUCCGCUGAGCAACAGCACAGCAGAAGUACAUUUUUGUCUUUUUUGUAUUUCUGAGCACAGCAGUAAACAUUUUAAUCAACUCCUACAUCUUUCCUACAUCGGCAUCAGUUACUCUAAUGACAUCUGGUGUCCCAAAGGGUGAGAACUGCCUUGUAGACAUGGACUCCAAGGCAGGGGAUCUCUUCAGUGCUGAGCCAGCCGACGCUGCUGGAUCCGGAGGUGUCGUGGGAAACCUACCACUAAAGGAACUAGAUGGUUUACCACCCUGGCUUUCUGCCUUGCCUCACAGGCUGUGGCUGCCCAAAGGCCUCUCGGCCAGUGUGGCCAAGGAGUGGUUUGAUCGUCGCCGUGCGUCAAUCCGUCCCUGGGCUGGUUUCGUGGAUCAUAGGAAGUUCACCAAGCCCCGCAACUUUGGUGAACUGUGCCAGAGGGUGGUGCGCAAUUUUGACACCUACAACAGCAACUACACCUUCAUCUUCCUCGGCCUCAUCCUCUACUGCAUUAUCAGCUCUCCCAUGCUGUUGAUUGCUUUGGCAGUGUUUGUUGGUGCCUUCUACAUCAUCCACCUCAAGUCCCUGGAGUCUAAACUGGUUGUCUUUGGAAAAGAGGUGACCGGACCUCACCAAUUGGGUCUGGCUGGGGCGGUCUCUUUACCUGUGUUCUGGUUGGCUGGUGCAGGAGCUGCAGUGUUUUGGGUCCUGGGAGCGACGAUGUUUGUGAUUGGCUCUCACGCUGCCUUCCGAGAGCUGGAGGUCGGAUCGGAAAUGGAGGAGCUCUUCAUGGAGCCUGUGUGAAGGCAUAGCGAUAGAGGAAUCUUUAUAUCUGUGCCAUUAUAGCAUCUGUGAGCAUUGGCAGUGCCAUUGAGGCUACAACCCAUAGGGAAUCCCCACACGGGUCAUUACUUUAAAAUGGCAGAAGCAUGGUGGAAGCCCUCAAUGGUGCUGCCCAUGCUAAAGCAGCCUUUUGGCCACUAGAGGCCUCUAUCUUUCUCUGUGUGAACCCUCAACACUCACCUUUGACCUUUCAUAAUAUAACACAGAAUGCACCUUCUCUUGCCUCUGAAGUGAUUUGCUGUUACUGACCCUCUACAACUCUUUUAAAACCACAAUAAUACUCAAUUUAGACAUAUGUGGAUUGACUGUCAUACACACAGAGUGACUGAGAUGUUCAUAUACCUCAGCACAUACUUCAUACUGUAUGUCUUUUCCAAAUGUGACUGAUACCUCUCGAUUUGUGUUUAAUACACAUUUCUUCCCGUGAAGUAUCAGUCAGCCCUUUGUUUAAUGCCUCUGUACCUUCUGUUUAAUGUUACCUUGUGGAUAUCUAAUAAUACAAAAUGUCAACUCAAGACCUGACAUGUUACAAAGAGCUUUAACAUCGCCACAGUAAUAAUUCAGAUUAAAAAAUAAAAAAUAAUCCUAUAUAGCUGAUGUUGAAUGAGUCCACAGUGAGCACAUGAGCAACUGGAUGAGGCAAGUGUCAUCAAAUCGCCAAUGCUUCUCUGACUGGGGAAGAAGUGCCAUUUGCAGCUUUACAAUGUAUUUAUCCAACUAGAAGAAAUGGUUGUUUUAGACAAAUUGCAUUUACUUUAAAGCAAUGAUAGUGGAUAUUCCAGAUACCGAAUGGGGAUAAAGCAUUAUGUAUAAAUCCUGCUUUUAGUUGUAUGCAGGCAUGUGGUGCAGUGUUGUUGGGUCCUUUUUCAUAAUUUAUUAGCUCUGCUUUUAUUACUUUGAGAAUUUAAAUGUCAAUAUUAUUUUUUUAAUAUAUAUUUCAUACUUGUCAUGCUAUCUUUUUGCUAUUUUAAUUUUUUUUUUUUAAUGACAAUUGGGAAGUGCAAUAAACUAUCCUACCUGUAAGAAGAUAUUGUCUUGCGUCCGAUUGUGAGUGUGUUUGUGACCAAAUACUUAUUUUCCACCAUAAUUUGCAAAUAAAUCCUACAAUGUGA
Oncorhynchus tshawytscha (Chinook salmon) is the source of this 1999-nucleotide messenger RNA. Its product is annotated as prenylated Rab acceptor protein 1. The record is from RefSeq and is a predicted model, not a curated record. Gene Ontology annotation, cellular component: Golgi apparatus. The coding region runs from base 171 to 848 and encodes 225 amino acids. Lineage: Eukaryota; Metazoa; Chordata; Actinopteri; Salmoniformes; Salmonidae. The transcript is spliced from 7 exons.